CAACAAGCCACAUUUCUAUCAUUCGUAUAUGCAGCGCCUCACCUCAUCCAUUCAUCCUUUGGCUAAUUGUCUCCCUCCAUCUUGUCAACAUCCUUCUCACUUCCUUUGGAGGUUGACUGUCCGAAAUGAGCUUUCUUACUGGGUUCUGGGGCUGGAGGCCGUCGAAGAUGCCCGCUGCGAAGGAGGAACACACCAUGGUUUGGCUGUGGGUCGUAAAGAUGUUCAUGGUCAUUCCCGUUGCAAUUGCUGCCUUCUCCGCCAAAGAUUUAUACAACCUCGUCCUCCACCAUCACGAACUUCAAAAACCACCAUACAACAAACGCGUGCUCCUGGCGCAAGAGCUAGUCUAUGUCGGGUGUAUGACACUCUUCCCAUGGCUGUUUAUCAGCUCCGGUUUAAUAUUCUUUCAAAGACGCUCAUGGCUAUUCGUAUACGGCCUUGUUGACUUCGGUCUUGCAUUGACAAUCAUCAUUGGCGUCGCCUGGCAGGACAAAUACCUACCAGGAUCAACAAAGAGCUGUGGCAGUGGUAUGGCUGAGCGAUGGCAACGUAGUAGCGGUCACUUGAGCCUUUUCUCCCAAGCCGCGGCGUACAACAACAAAGACACGGCUUUAGGGAAAUGCAAGGACUUCGUGUCAUCUUGGGAACUUGCCGUUUGUGUCGCCGUCUUUCAGAUGUUCGCGUCUUAUAUUGGGAUCUUCUUCGACGAACGGGAGUUCAGCAUACUCAAUCCGUAUCGACCCCUAUUCUACUUCAUAUUAGCGAUUUUGGGACCACCUUAUUAUUUUCACCACAACAUCACACCCAAAAUUCGGUUCACCUACUUUUACGUCGUAAAGCUUAUUAGACGUACCCGUGGUUUGGAGAAAUUGAGUUUUGAAAAGGCUGAGCCGUAUGUCCCUCGAUACGAAUCGAUGAUAGUGCCGAAUGCCAAGCUCCAGCAGGUGCUCAACAUCGAGCACGUCCUCUUAAACAUAGUUGAAUAUUCUCACCACGAGGAUAUCAUAAACCUUAGUCUCGCCUCAAAGGCUGUUCGGGAAGCUGUGUACCCAGGCAGGGACCUGGCACAUAGGGUUCCAAAAUUGAAAAAGUAUUGCUGCGAGAAGGAUUCAAAGAAGGGCUGUCUCUACUGUAAUAAGAGGAUAUGUAAAGACUGCAAACUCAAACCAUUCCUUCCUAGUAUACCCGGACAGCGCCACGUUACAUCAUGUGUACCAUACUGCUCCAAAUGUUACUAUGAGGAAUUCUCACGUCAUCAGCGGGGGUAUAAAAAACCAUGUAUUUGUCGACCUAUGGAUAUUUCCUUUCAAAGCCAAGACGUAUGCCGCACUUGUAGCCGAAGUCCUAGACCUAAUAUGGUAAAAGAUCGUCAGAAGCGUUACCAACAGGAAGCGAGAGAUAUUGCCUUCGGAAUUCAUCUACCACCUGGAGAGAAACCAAAGUGUGCAAAAUGUCUGAAAGUUUUUCAAAGUGGAACACGAUGGUGGAAAUGUAAAAAGUGUAGUGGGGAAUGCAGAGAUAACAUACAUCCGCCUUUCGUUGGAAAGAGAAAAGAACUGGAUGUAGAGAAGGCAGAGAGGGCGGCGGCGGAGAAUGAGGAAACUGGAUUUGUAAAAUGGUUGCCAUUCUUACGCAAUCGAUGAGGGAAUUGCUCUCAUUCAAUGCCACCAGGGUCUAGUAACAGGAAUGGCCGUAUGAUUGAGGUAAUGCCCAUCAUAUCCGGACCCGGUGUUGACGCUCGACGGGACCCGAGUCGAGCAGAGAGAUAGACCUUUCUGCUCAUGCAAGCCCAUAGAAACGCUAAGGC
This is a messenger RNA of Lindgomyces ingoldianus, 1807 nucleotides long. RefSeq lists its product as uncharacterized. The coding region runs from base 126 to 1643 and encodes 505 amino acids. NCBI's taxonomy places the organism in Eukaryota, Fungi, Ascomycota, Dothideomycetes, Pleosporales, Lindgomycetaceae. The record is from RefSeq and is a predicted model, not a curated record. The transcript is spliced from 5 exons.